Molecule: messenger RNA, 1636 nt
Organism: Cherax quadricarinatus
Lineage: Eukaryota; Metazoa; Arthropoda; Malacostraca; Decapoda; Parastacidae
Source: RefSeq, a predicted model, not a curated record
UUAUGUCUGUUAAAAUGAACGUUACAUGUCUGUUACAAUGAACGUUCCAUGUCUGUUACAAUGAACGUAGCAGAAAUGAGAAAAACAACAUUUGGGUCGUUGGCACUCUCUGGCGUUCAUUACAUUCAGAUGGCGAGAGAUGGUGCCAUGUAGUGAACGCCUCUGUGAUCAUCAUACAGUGAAAGCCUGAGCGAACGUCAUACAGUGAACGCCGUAUAACGAACGCCAUACAAAGAUCGCUAUGAAGUGAAAGAAAGUGUAAAUUCUACAUAGUGAACGCCUGAGUUAGCAGUAUAAAGUGAACGACACUAUAACAGUGAAUAACAGUGAACACAUAAGUCGGAAACCAUUGGGUGAACGCCAAGCAGUGAACGUCAGAGUGAACAUUAUGCAGUGAACGCCAAAUAGUGAAAGUCGGAGUGAACAUUAUACAGUGAACGCCAAGCAGUGAACGUAAGAGUGAACACUAUAUAAUGAACGCCAAGCAGCAAACGUAAGAGUCAACACUUUGCAAUGAACGGCAAGCAGUAAACGUCUUAGCGUAAAUUAUAUAGCGAACGCCCGAGUAAGCGUGAAAACACUAGUAAGCACAUUUAGUGAACGAAAGAAAACCCAAUGCGGUGAACGCAAGAGAACGCCGUACAGUGAACGCAAGAGAACGUCAGGUGUGUCGAGAAGAUGACCACGUGGCCCUUCAUCUUCUGCCUCACGUUCACCACUCUGGUCCCACUGGGUGGUGUUGGUGGGGUGCGCAUUACCAGGCUGGAAGUACCAGCUGAGGCCCUGGUAGAUGACGAGGUACAUCUACGCUGUGACUACGAGGAUGAGGGCGGCUCUUCCUUGUACACUCUGAAAUGGUACAAGGAUGGCAGGGAGUUCUACCGUCACCAACCCGGCCUGUCCUCUCAGACAGCUGAUGACCGCUGUCACAACACCUAUCCCGUAGACGGCGUCAACCUUGACUGUUGGGUGUCGACGGAGAGGGAGGUGGUGUUACAGAGAGUGUCGACCACCACCUCAGGAGAGUAUCUCUGUGAGGUCAUCGGCGAACAUCCCAAGUUCCGCAAGGUGGUACGCAAGGCCCACCUCCACGUCUUUUCUGAGUCCUUGCAUCGGCCAGUCAUCUCUGGGGUACAGGAGACCUACCGUCCCUUGGAUGUGGUCUCCCUCAACUGCACAUCCGCCAACACACAGUACCUGCCUUCUCUUUCCUGGCUCCUCAACGACAGACCAGCACCUCCAAGUUACGUGGUGAAGUACCAAGACAAACGAACUGUGGGACUGAGGUUCCUGGCCCGACCAGACCUCUUCCAGGAAGGCGUCAUCCGUGUCACCUGCGCCACUACCCUGGGCAGCCACCACAAGAGGGAUACGCAAGUCACUCUUCCCAACACUGACUACUUGAGUGCACAAGAGUACUACUAUAACGCAGGUAGCAGUGAAUUGUGCACGCGUCUACAUACUAUUGUAGAUUUGUUUACACCUACAGUUUUAGUUAUAGGCUUGAUUAAAUAGUUGAAGUAUCAUAUAGAAGGGGGUGAAAAUUGAGUUUGGAUUAUAUAAACCGGGAUGGAUAGUUUCUCAGGAUUUAAUUUGAUAAUAAUGUUGGUAGAAUUACCUACAACAUGUUGGGUUA